Parnassius apollo (apollo) is the source of this 990-nucleotide messenger RNA. NCBI's taxonomy places the organism in Eukaryota, Metazoa, Arthropoda, Insecta, Lepidoptera, Papilionidae. The record is from the annotation of a GenBank genome assembly.
AUGCGAUUAGUACAGGAUCGUUGGAAAUUAGUUACUUACUACGACAUGCAACCAUAUUGGUACGGAAAAAGGAUAUUUAAUACAUAUUUAGGUCAUCUUCAAACAUUAUGCACUAAAUCGGAAACCGAAAACACGCAUUACGAAAUAAUAUUGCAACAGCUGAUACACGGGCUCACUGAACUGGAGCAUUAUGACCGCAUGUUACUCAGUGACGUAGAAACUACGACUGAUGGUACGGGUGUGAUCGAAAUAGCUGGUGGUCGGAACAUCCUUGUGGAGCUGAAGUCGGCGGACACUAGUGAACGCUGCACUGGCGGCUUCUUGGCCCACGCCUACCAAAUUGAGCCGAUCAGCAACGCGUCGGGCCGCGUGGGCAUCAGUGGGUGGCGGGGGGCGGAGCGUAGUGGCGCGGCGUCGGGGGAGCGCGGGCUGCGGUCGGCGUGCUGGCAGCGCUUGCAGCGCUCGCCGCGCUGGGCCUCGCGCUGCAUUCAGCACACCGCACCAGGGCGUACCAACGUGUCGCCGACAAAGAGUCGCUUACUGACAGUGAUGGCAACGUCACCACCUCAACCAUCAGCAAGUAAGGCGGAGACAAUUGAGAUGAGCACUAGCAACACUAGCGAGGUUAUCCCAAAGGAGCUACGUCCAGAUCCAGGCAGCAAUACCGAGUCACCUGAAGACCGACCACCGUCUAGCACUUUGCGAAGAAAUGCAGACAAUCGCACAAACAGAUCUAAUGAGUCCAUUAAAUCUGUGAGGAAGAUCAUGGACAGAGAGCUGGAGCCAUCUCUAUCCGUCACUGAGCAAAACCUGGCAGACCGAGUUCGGUACAUCAACAACAUAUUUGGUGACGCCGAACUCGAACCACUACGACGUGAAGCUAUUCCUUCAUCGAAUGGAAAUGCUACUGCUGGGAAUGCGGCGCCACUAGAUGCGCAACAAACUGCAUAUGUGGAUGCUGCCGUCAAAAUUCCAUUUGUGGCUAAUUGA